Messenger RNA from Ilex paraguariensis (yerba mate), 360 nucleotides. The record is from the annotation of a GenBank genome assembly. Lineage: Eukaryota; Viridiplantae; Streptophyta; Magnoliopsida; Aquifoliales; Aquifoliaceae.
AUGACUGCUGAUCAAAAUCAGGGUCAAAUCCCUCCUAAGCCACCGGAUGUUUCCCUUAUUUCCAUCACAACCCCCAAGAUUUCUUUAAAUCCUUUAACCCAGUCAACAUCGGCACACUUUACCGAUAUUGUUCAGAAUGGGGCAAAAGCUUCAACAACGUUGCAAGAUGUCACAAAGAACUCUUGUAUGCCUCCUACAAACCCGAAUCUACAAUCUACAACAGAUAUUGCAAAAAUCCUUCCACAAUCGGUGCAAUUGUCCGAGUUAGGCAGAUGGUGCAAAUGCUUCAGGAUCGCAACAGGUAAUCGCAAACUCCUGUGGUAUCCUCCCCAAAAAUCCCAAUCUCCAACCCGGAUCUGA